CUGCACUGUAGAGUUACAUUCACAAUCACAAGUCCUCUGAUCACACACGGCGUAGUGCAAGUGUUUUGCAGCAUAUUUGCUUUGAAAUACUCUUUGCUGGUUUUGUUGUUGUUGUUGUUAUUCAGUUACUUGUGAACGGACACAAACAUUUUAUUUAUCCAAGGUUGUUUCCAAACGGAGUCCCGGUGAGGUGAUUUCUUUAAGUUUAAGCGCGCUAGCUUGCUUGUCAGCUAUAAUCGUGCCACUUUGCUAGCUGUUGAACCCCAACGUAUGUAUAGAUUUUUCCUCUUUGGAGAACAUAGAUUCAUCAAUACCACCAAUAAUCCAGUUUCGGUCGCUAAAGCUGCCGUUUCGCGAGUGUAAUACCCCCUCAGUAACUAAUCAAUAACAGCACAGAUCCAGCGAAGUGCAGUAGUGGGUGUUGACCCUUUCUUCUUCCCUGCUUUCUUUGGUUCCUCUGUCUGUCUGACUCUGAGGCAGCAUUGAUCCGAGGAUGGCUUCUCGAGGGAAAUCCGAAACUGGCAAAUUGAAGCAGAACAUGGAAGAACAGCUGGACAGACUGAUGCAGCAGCUUCAGGACCUGGAGGAGUGCAGGGAGGAUUUGGAGGAGGGGGAGUACGAGGAGACCAAAAAGGAGACUUUGGAGCAACUGGGAGAAUUUAAUGACUCCCUAAAGAAGAUCAUGUCUGGAGACAUGACCCUGGUAGAUGAACUCAGUGGAAUGCAGCUGGCAAUCCAGGCCGCCAUCAGCCAGGCUUUCAAAACCCCCGAGGUGAUCCGACUGUUUGCCAAGAAGCAGCCAGGACAGUUGAGAACCAGGCUGGCCGAGAUGGACCGCGAUUUGAUGGUGGGGAAGCUGUCCCGGGACGGGCACACGCAACAGAAAAUGGAAAUCCUCACAGCCUUGAGGAAGCUGGGCGAGAAGCUCACUGCAGAGGACGAGACUUUUCUCACCCAAAACGCUACCGCCACACUGAGCCAGUUUGAAAAAGUCACAGCUAAUUCAGGGUCGGAAGACAAAAUUUUGGCUCUAGCAAGCUCCAGUGUGAAAACCAAGGUGUAGAAAGUGUGCAAAUGUUCAUUUUAAGUCCUUUUAGAUUUUCGCCAAUGGACAAGUUUUUAAAAACAAUCACAGCCCUUUUAGGGGUUAAUGUCAACGCUAAUACUUUUUAACCGCACAGUUUUUUAUAUGUUAUUUUUGUAAAUGUCUUUUUUUUGUCAAACGUGGAGGAAAUGUCUGUAAUUAAGCUUAAUACUUUGUUAGCACCGGUUUGAAAAAAAAAAAAUGAAUGUCUCGUGUGAAAGUUGCAAAUGUAGCUGUGAGAACUAAUUUAUACUCUUAAGGUUUUAAAAUACUCAAAAACAGCACAAAUGCUUCUCAUUUGUUGACAGAAGCAGUUUGUUUGUCACCUUUUUUUUUCUUUUACAAGCAUUUAACUGAAAAAAACACACAUGAAUCCAAAUGCUGACUAAUGAUCCAGCUGUCUGUUGACGGUGCAAAUGGAUGCUUUUGUGCUUACAAUAAAUCAGAAGAUAAAUCUUU
Messenger RNA from Oryzias latipes (Japanese medaka), 1543 nucleotides. RefSeq names its product leucine zipper and CTNNBIP1 domain containing (gene lzic). Gene Ontology annotation, molecular function: beta-catenin binding. The record is from RefSeq and is a predicted model, not a curated record. NCBI's taxonomy places the organism in Eukaryota, Metazoa, Chordata, Actinopteri, Beloniformes, Adrianichthyidae.